AUGGCGUUUGAGGGGGGCCCCCCCCCCUUCCCCGAGGCCCUCGCCUCUUGCCUGGCCUACCACGGGGGCCCCCUCGAGCUCAACGCGGCCCUGGCCAUGCAGUGCGUCGACGCAUGCAGCAGCAGCAGCAGCAGCAGCAGCUACUUGCUGGACCCCGAGGGCAUGUACAGGGCUCUGGAGCUGGUGGAAAUAUGCGUGAAGAACAACGGCUUAGAUUUCGCGCGGCAUAUGGACGAGCACUUCUUGCGGUCUAUGGCCAAAGUCCUCAAGAUUACAACCUUCAAGCGGUCGCUCACGAAGGACGUGAAGGACAAAAUAAACAAAAUCAUUGGAGGGCCCUUCGUACACCCUGGCGUCGCCACUGACCCGAGGAUCCACAAGCUAAAGCGCAAGGUCCUCUUCAUGUUCCAGCUGUGGCAUGACUCCUUCGUGCUUCAACAAGAAAGAUGCCCAGCGAUUUUUGCUAUGUACAGGAAGCUUCGAAGCAAAGGCGUGGAGUUCCCUCAAGUCGACCGCUCGCACAAGUUCUUCGUGAAGAACGCGGAGGUAAACCCUAGCCCCAAACCCUAA
Messenger RNA from Eimeria tenella, 570 nucleotides. RefSeq lists its product as uncharacterized. Bases 1 to 570 code for a protein of 189 amino acids. NCBI's taxonomy places the organism in Eukaryota, Apicomplexa, Conoidasida, Eucoccidiorida, Eimeriidae. The transcript has 8 exons. Gene Ontology annotation, molecular function: ubiquitin binding; phosphatidylinositol binding. The record is from RefSeq and is a predicted model, not a curated record.